AUGUAUCCUGGGCAAGAUCUUUGUAGAACGAUUGGGAUCGACGGUGGUUGUUGUGUAGCACCACCGAGUCCAAUAAGCACCAUCAAUUGGAACUGUCGAGGGCUUGGGAACCCUCAGACAGUUCAUGCUCUUCAACAGGCACUUCAUACAGAAGCUCCCCAGUUGGUUUUCUUGAUGGAGACCAAACUGUCACAUGAAGAGAUGCAGUACAAGAAACAAGAACUUGGCUAUACUCAAGGAUUAGCAGUGUCCAGUGAUGGCCAAAGCGGAGGCUUAGCUUUAUUAUGGAAAUCGGAAACAAUGGUGGUAGUACAAGGGUUCUCACGUUGGCACAUAGACGCUCAUAUUACAUGCAACAAAACCGGUACAAAAUGGCGCAUGAUUGGCUUUUAUGGGCAUCCAGUCACAAGUAAAAGGGAAGAAACAUGGUCCAUCCUAGAAUCUCUAGACCAUGCAAAUCAACUACCAUGGCUCUAUAUCGGAGACUACAAUGAGAUCGUUUCUCAAUCUAAAAAAUUUGGAGGUCAAUUGCAACCGGUUAAACAGCUUGACAGAGUUUGCCAAGCCAUUCACCUUUGUGGGUUUCAAGACUUGGGGUUUGUUGGCUCGCCUUUUACUUGGUCUAAAACCGAUUGUGUGGAAGGCCGAAUGAGAAUAAGACUUGACAGGGCUCUUGCAAACAAUGCUUGGAGAUUGCUUUUUCAUGGUGUUGCCGUCCACCACAUCUCCAUGUCAACAUCCAAUCAUUCCAUGCUCUCUCUACACCUUAGGGAUGAUCGUCACAGCCUCCAAAAAGAUAAGGAGCUUUUCCGGUUUGAAGAGAUGUGGUUAAGCGACCCACGAUGUUCUGAAGUAGUGCAAGAUUCCUAG
Molecule: messenger RNA, 870 nt
Organism: Quercus robur (English oak)
Lineage: Eukaryota; Viridiplantae; Streptophyta; Magnoliopsida; Fagales; Fagaceae
Exons: 1
Coding region: 1-870 (289 amino acids)
Molecular function (GO): catalytic activity
Source: RefSeq, a predicted model, not a curated record